AUGACGCGCGGGAAGCAGAAGAUCGACGCGCAGCGGCGUAACGCAGAGCGGAACCAGAAAUCCAAGGGGUCCCAGCUCGAGGCCCGCGCCGUCGGCCUCAAGGUCGUCUGCCCCAUCUGCAAGGUACAAUUGGCAAAUGAAAAACAGCUGACCGAUCACUACGGGUCAAAGCAUCCAAAGGAGAAACCUCCAAGCACAUCGAACACGGAAUAA
Messenger RNA from Miscanthus lutarioriparius, 213 nucleotides. NCBI's taxonomy places the organism in Eukaryota, Viridiplantae, Streptophyta, Magnoliopsida, Poales, Poaceae. The record is from the annotation of a GenBank genome assembly.